Aspergillus niger is the source of this 2739-nucleotide messenger RNA. RefSeq lists its product as uncharacterized. Gene Ontology annotation, molecular function: mannose-ethanolamine phosphotransferase activity. Gene Ontology annotation, biological process: GPI anchor biosynthetic process. The transcript has 2 exons. Lineage: Eukaryota; Fungi; Ascomycota; Eurotiomycetes; Eurotiales; Aspergillaceae. The record is from RefSeq and is a predicted model, not a curated record. The coding region runs from base 1 to 2739 and encodes 912 amino acids. Gene Ontology annotation, cellular component: endoplasmic reticulum membrane.
AUGGCAUCUCCCACUCUUCUUCCUCUGGAUUCUCUUCCUCCACACUACAGGCCUAUACCUCUUCACAAAGGCUUCCUCCUAACACGCCAAACCCUCGACUCGAGAAGCAAUUGCUCCCACCCUCCCAUUCUCAUUACCAACACUAACACUACCUGCUGGACUACACCCACCUUCACCAAAGCCAUCAUCCUCCUCAUCGACGCCCUCCGCUACGAUUUCACCAUCCCCAUCACCACCUCCUCCAACGAAACAUACCACAACGCCCUCACCAUCCUCCACACCACAGCCCUCCACACCCCCCACAAUGCCCUUCUCUACCCCUUCAUCGCUGAUCCUCCCACCACUACCCUCCAGCGUCUGAAAGCCCUCACGACCGGCACUCUGCCCACUUUCAUCGAAGCGGGGUCCAACUUCGCCGGAUCAGCAAUCACAGAGGAUAAUCUGAUAUCUCAGCUUCAUGACGCAGGGAAACGUCUCGUCGUGUUGGGCGAUGACACAUGGGUGAAACUAUUCCCGGGACAAUUUGAUACAGGGCUAUCACGCCCGUAUAGCUCGUUCCUGGUGGAGGAUUUACAUACUGUUGAUGAUGGGGUAUAUGGGCAUCUUCUACCUUUACUACGAAGUAGAGAUACAAAGGGAAACGAGGAGUGGGACGUGAUAAUCGCCCAUUUCCUAGGCGUCGAUCACGUCGGGCAUCGGUUUGGACCGGGGCAUCCGGAAAUGAGGGAUAAACUGGUCCAAAUGGAUGGGAUUAUUAGGGAAGUGAUAGGGGAAAUUGAUGACGAGACGCUGUUGGUUGUCAUGGGAGAUCACGGGAUGGAUGAGAAUGGGAAUCAUGGGGGUGAGACGGCGGAUGAGGUACGGGCUGCGCUGUGGAUGUAUACGACUAGGGAGGUUUGGGGGUUCGUUGAUGGUGAUGCUGCUGCUACUGGUGUCGUGGGGAGAGAUACGCCGCAGGUGGAUUUGGUGCCGACGUUGGCAUUGCUGAUGGGCGUGCCGGUGCCGUUUAAUAACCUGGGUCGGCCGAUUGAGGAGGUGUUUGCUGGGAGGGAGGGGAGGGAUUGGGGACGUUUGGUGGAGGUUAAUGCUUUGGUUGUGGCACAAAUCCAGAGGUUCACGAGGGAAUAUGAGAGGUAUGGAGGGGAGGAGGUGGUUGAGUGGGAUAAAUGGGAUGAGGUUGAUGUGGACUUUGGGGAUGAGCUGGCGUUGAGAGAGUACUAUCAGGUGUUGAGGAGAUAUCAAGAGAGGAUGCUAGAGGGGUAUAAGCGUAUAUGGGCUCAGUUUGAUCCGCUGAGGAUGAUUGAGGGCUUGGUGGUUCUACUGCUGGGGGUUGUGAGUACGCUAUGCUUUCAGGUGAGUGAAAGCUGGCCUGAUCUAGAGCAGAGGGCUGGGAUGGUAGCGGGAACCGUGACGGGGAUUGUUGCCGUGGCUGGUCAUGUUGUCUUGGCAGACACUGGUCGUGGUUCUGUCCUUGAUGGUGUGAUCCUGGGUGCUGCUCUGGGCAGUAUUGUGUGGAAUAUGUGGCAGACUGAUUUGAGUGUUGUGCAGUGCCUUCCGGGGGGAGUCUGGGGCUGGCAGUCUGUGAUGUUCACCCUACUUCUCGGCAUUGGAUUUGCCUCGAACUCUUACACCAUCUGGGAGGACCGUGUGGUGUUGCUCUUUCUGUCGACAUUCGGGCUAUGUACUCUUGGCACGUCAGACCGGAUACAUCAGGCAAACGGGAUACGUGAAACGGCUUUUUCAGUUAUUUUCACGCUGCUGAGCCGAGUCGCCUCUCUCAGCCGGGCUUGUCGUGAAGAGCAACUGCCAAUCUGCAGAACGUCAUUCUAUCGUCUGGAGAGCAGCUCGAUAUGGCAGCUAUCAAGCCCGGUCAUUACCGCUGUAGCCGUGGUAUACAUUACUCGAAUGGCUCUGCAAGACAACACGGCUAGAAACCUGUUUUGGUUCGGACUCGGCAUACCAAGUGCACUGCUGCUCAACACCGUCUUCAAUAUCCUAGAAACAGCAAGUAACAACGGCUGGCUGGUGGACUUCCUUAGCGACGGCACCUCCAAAACUGUGCGCAUGACUCUUGCACGAAUGGUGCUGGCCAUUGUCUUCAUCGGGUUAGCAACUGCGUUUACAACCACUCCAAGACAUAGGUCACUCGAACGGCCGCUCAUCUUCACAACAGCAGUGGUCCUCGCAGGCAUUCUCUCAAGCACCCCAGCAGGCGGAUUGUCCUUGGCAAUCCUUUACUACCAGCUCAUCAGUCUACGGUAUCUCGUCCCCAAUAACAGCUCCAUCAAACCCACCAUCGCAGCGCUCCUCGGAACUUUACACUUUUUCAGCACCGGUCACAACGCCACCUUAUCCAGCAUCCAAUGGAAGUCAGCCUACAUCCCAUUCCGGGAUACGCAGUAUCCCUGGUCACCAUUGCUGGUGAUCAUCAAUACAUUUGCCGCGCCAAUCGUUGCAGCAUGCGCCGUGCCUCUUCUUCAUUCGGGGGAAAAACAGAGCCAAGCACGCUUUCUGGCCAUUCAUAGCACUGUUUACACUGCCUGGGCUGCCUUUACAGCAUUAUGGGCGUGUAUCCUCCGCCGUCAUCUGAUGCUCUUUGCGAUAUUCUGUCCGAGAUUCCUGAUGGCUGGUGGGCUAUUGGUCAUUGUUGAUGUGCUUGCUUUGAUCAAUUCGGUAUUACUGGCUACUAAGCCUGGGAUCACACUCAGGGAGAAGACUCAUAUAAACAGCUCGAUUUAG